Messenger RNA from Aphanomyces invadans, 693 nucleotides. RefSeq lists its product as hypothetical. Lineage: Eukaryota; Oomycota; Saprolegniomycetes; Saprolegniales; Verrucalvaceae. The transcript is spliced from 6 exons. The record is from RefSeq and is a predicted model, not a curated record. Gene Ontology annotation, molecular function: protein binding. The coding region runs from base 1 to 693 and encodes 230 amino acids.
AUGUGCCAAGCAGUUCGGGCGCUGGUAGCACCGCCCAUGAUCAUCACACACUACUCGAUGGCUACGCCGUAUGCCCCACCGUCCCCCCCUCCGCCAGCUCCUCGCGACCUCACUCCGCUCAUGGUGGCCGUCCUCGCUGGCAACCAAGCUGCUGUCGACCGACUUCUCGUGGACCCCGCCGUCGACGUGAACGAAGCAGACGAGGAAGGCAAUACGGCGAUCUUUCUCGCAUGUGGGGCAAGACGAGAGGCGAUUGUGCUGCGGUUCCUGGCACAUCCACGGCUCGAUCUCGACCACACGAAUCUCGAACUCGCGACCGUGUUUCACGUGGCAUGUCUCCAUGGCCUCGUCGAAGCUGUUCGGCGCCUGGCGGACCACCCCAACGUGUUUGUGAACCAGGGAAACUGUGUGGGAAACACCGGGUUCAUCAUCGCAGCCGCACAUAACUACAUCCCGAUCGUGCAGUUCCUGCUCGACCACAACUCGCUGGAUGCGAAUCAAGGCGACGAUAAUGGGCUGACGGCGCUUAUGGCUGCAUGCGCGCGCGGCCACCUUGACCUUGUGCGGCUCAUGGUGGCACAUCCUGGUAUUGACGUGACUUGCCGAGACCAGCGCCACCUGACUGCGCUAGACAUGGCCCGAGCGAACGGCCAUCGUGCCAUCGUGGACCUCCUCAUGAUAGCCAUCUCCUAA